GUAUGAUUACAUAUGGCGUCUUUCUAGUUCGGAGUAUAGUUUAAUUUUGACGUUGACCGGCUUGAAAAGAGUGCGACGGUGUAAUUUUUUAUUAAAAUGUCAAAUUCCAAUGAAUUUUCUGAUUGGCAAGAAUCAGUUCUAUUCGAAGAUGAUGUAUAUGAUCAAUUGCGCAAGGAAAUCAUGGAUAACAAUCUACCUUUAUUAACAAAAGAAAUAAUGGAAGAUAUGCCAGAAGAAAAAUAUAAUGUACGCAAUUAUUCAAAUCAAGAAAAUCCAUUAGAAGAGCAAGAUCAAGAACAGUUUUAUCCAAGACCUGAAGCCAUCCCUACAAAGGAAGAAUUUCCUGGACAUCUGAAUUUUCAACUACUUUUACCAAAUCAGAAUGCACCAAAACAUUGGGUGUACUCUCAAAAUCUUCAAAAAGUAUUUAUCAAUAUGGAACAAACACUGCCUUUACGAUUCAAAUGGGAUCCACCUUUGGAUGGCUUAUAUUUGCGCACAUCCAUGGUAUUUAGUUUGGAUCAAUACAGAAAUGAUCCAGUACAAAGAUGCCAUAAUCAUAUGGCACAAUCAAAUCGUAGCAAUCAAGACAUAGAUCCCAGGAUAAUUAAGCACGUUGUUCGUUGUACAGAUCCAUUAAGUAUGUACGAAGAAAAUAACGAACAUUUAUCUAUAGUUACACCGUUGCGUACGCCACAAGUCGGUUCGCAAUAUGUACAAAUGUAUUUUAAAUUCUUUUGUAAAAAUAGUUGUACGUCAGGCAUGAAUCGUAGACCUACAGAGCUUGUAUUUACGUUAGAAGAUCAUAUGUACAAGGUUAUUGGGCGCCGUCGAUUAUUGGUUAGAGUCUGUAGUUGUCCAAAGAGAGAUAAAGAAAAAGAGGAAGCUGAAGUUAUGAAUACUUUACCUAAUUCAAAAAAAAGAAAACUUUCAGCUUCUCAAAAUAAAAAAGUUAUGUUACCGUCAUACGAUACGCAUGUUUAUAAUGUUCAAUUAAAUAUUGUUGGCAAAGAAAAUUAUUUAGCGGUUAUGAAAUAUGCGUAUGAUGUUAUGGCCGGUCAAGCAUCGCGAACAGGACAAUUCGAAUUUUUUAAACCUUACAUGGAUGACAUAUUACAUAAAAUGCCUUAACUUUUUAAUUAGAAUAUACAUUUGUUAUUAUUAAUUGAACAUUCCACAGAUUUUAACGAAAAAGGAAAAAAAAAGAAAAAAAAAAAAAGAAAAAAGAAAAUAGUAAAAAAAAGAAAGAAAAGAAAAAGGAAAAAAAAAGAACCAUGAAUAAAUUGUUAUAAUUUUAAUCAUUGUUACGAUCAUAAGAUAUUCUAAACGUCUUGUAAUAAAAUUUUUAUGUAAGAAUUUCUAAGUAACAACAUUUAAUAUUCCAUUUAGAUAAAAAUCUAUAUAUACUUAAUCAAUACACCUAAUGUCUUUCAUUUUUUUUAAUCUAAAAUAUUUGUUAA
Messenger RNA from Vespa mandarinia (Asian giant hornet), 1460 nucleotides. RefSeq names its product transcription factor p53 (gene p53). The record is from RefSeq and is a predicted model, not a curated record. Gene Ontology annotation, molecular function: RNA polymerase II cis-regulatory region sequence-specific DNA binding; DNA-binding transcription factor activity, RNA polymerase II-specific. Gene Ontology annotation, cellular component: nucleus. Gene Ontology annotation, biological process: apoptotic process; regulation of transcription by RNA polymerase II. NCBI's taxonomy places the organism in Eukaryota, Metazoa, Arthropoda, Insecta, Hymenoptera, Vespidae.